AUGGGCGACGGAGGUCCGGCGAGGCACCGGGAGCGGCACGUCGGCGGGGAGGGCUUGCGGGUCGCGAGGCAAGGCGGAGGCGUCGGGCUCAGUGGUGGUGCAGGCGGGGAUGGUGCCGACGUUGCGGGUGCUUGGCGCGGCGACCAGCGGCGUCGAGCGGAUCGACACGGGCUGAGGUGGAGUUGGGGCGCUUGGGUCGCGGAGGUGGGCGGUGUCGUCGUGGCGCGGCUCCGGCCUGGGGUGCGUUGGGCGAGGCGAGCAGCGACGGUGCUGGCUCCGGCGACGUCGGGCAGCGGAUCCGGAGUUGCGGGCGUUAGGCGGGCCGUGCUCGCGCUGGUCGCGGGUUGCGAGAGACGCGGGCGUCGGGCUCGGCGAUGCGCGGGGGCCGGGCGACACUUGGCGUCGGGCGGGCGACGGCGGCGUCGGGCGGAGGCGCGACGGAGCUUGGAGAUCAAUGGGCGGCGCGCGGGCGGAGCGGGGGUGUUGCGGCGGCGCGGCGUCGGCGAAGGUGAGAGCGCGGUCGUCGGGCGCGGUGCGAGGUCGGGAGCGGCGGUGGUGCGGUGGUGGGUGGCGCUCGGCGAUCGUCGGGAGCGGCGGGCUUCGUCGAGCUCCGGCGUCGGGUCUCCGCGAGUUGCAGCGCGGGUGAGGAGUGGAUUUGGGGAAGAUGAUGAACAGUAA
Eucalyptus grandis is the source of this 678-nucleotide messenger RNA. RefSeq lists its product as uncharacterized. The record is from RefSeq and is a predicted model, not a curated record. Bases 1 to 678 code for a protein of 225 amino acids. Lineage: Eukaryota; Viridiplantae; Streptophyta; Magnoliopsida; Myrtales; Myrtaceae. The transcript has a single exon.